This is a messenger RNA of Erpetoichthys calabaricus (reedfish), 7908 nucleotides long. Its product is annotated as serine/threonine-protein kinase BRSK2-like. Gene Ontology annotation, cellular component: cytoplasm. The record is from RefSeq and is a predicted model, not a curated record. Gene Ontology annotation, biological process: microtubule cytoskeleton organization; intracellular signal transduction; protein phosphorylation. The transcript has 19 exons. Gene Ontology annotation, molecular function: ATP binding; tau-protein kinase activity; protein serine/threonine kinase activity. The coding region runs from base 678 to 3203 and encodes 841 amino acids. Lineage: Eukaryota; Metazoa; Chordata; Cladistia; Polypteriformes; Polypteridae.
CUACAGUAAGGACCCGGAUGCUGAUGUUGCGAGGGAGGGAGGGAGAGAGAGAGAGAGAGAGAGAGACUGAGAGGGAUGCUGCAGAAAAAGGGAGGCUGAGGAAAAUUCAGGAUGGCAAGAAUGCGACUCCGCUAGAUACGGCCCGGUGCAGUAGAAGAACGCUAAGCUGCCUGCCAGACCUGGAAAAUGCUAGAAUAGGAAGGCACGAGAAGUGGGGCAACGCGCGAGGAUGCGCUCGCAUUGGCAAUGACAGAGUGUUUUUCUCCUGCAUCCCUGGGCCCGGGUCUGAGCUUUUUGCAGCUGUAGCUCCGCGGAGGCUGUCUAACAGAAAGAGAAACGCCGGUGUUAGUGGAAAUACACUCUAUUAUCAGCUGGGCGUGCAGAGACACAAGUUAUUGGGGUGCGAGGGCAGAAGGCCUCUGCUGCUGAUCCUGGCCACGCGAUAUAGGCACCUUUCCAUCGGAUACAACGCUACUCUGUCCCCUCCUUCAUCCUCCCCCUCCUCCUCCUCCUCCUCCUGCACUGCCGCUCAAGGAUGCGAUGUGGCGCGGCUGUCAAGGCAGCGCGCUGCGCUGAGUCCGUCCGCAGGAACCUCCGCGCGGCUGCCUAGCUUGUGCCGGGCACUUGCCGUGUCUAUCACUACGCAGCCGGAGCCAUAGCCUGGCAUACAAGCAGAUAUGUCUUCCAAGGACUCGCCGGCCGGUGCUCAGUCGGCGCAGUAUGUCGGGCCCUAUCGACUGGAGAAGACGCUGGGCAAAGGGCAGACAGGGCUGGUGAAACUAGGAGUACAUUGCAUAACUGGCCAGAAAGUUGCCAUUAAAAUUGUGAAUCGGGAGAAACUGUCUGAGUCUGUUCUCAUGAAGGUGGAACGAGAGAUAGCAAUCCUGAAGCUAAUUGAACAUCCUCAUGUGUUGAAACUUCAUGAUGUAUAUGAAAACAACAAGUAUUUGUAUUUAGUCUUAGAACACGUGUCAGGGGGAGAGCUGUUUGACUAUCUGGUCAAGAAGGGUAGACUAACUCCAAAGGAGGCACGCAAGUUCUUCCGACAGAUUAUCUCAGCUCUUGAUUUCUGUCACAGCCAUUCUAUCUGUCACAGAGAUCUAAAGCCUGAAAAUUUACUUCUGGAUGAAAAAAAUAACAUACGUAUUGCUGAUUUUGGAAUGGCAUCACUUCAGGUUGGGGAUAGUCUGCUGGAAACAAGUUGCGGAUCUCCACAUUAUGCAUGUCCAGAAGUCAUACGAGGAGAAAAGUAUGAUGGUCGCAGAGCAGAUGUAUGGAGUUGUGGAGUCAUUCUUUUUGCUUUGCUGGUGGGUGCACUGCCUUUUGACCAUGAUAACCUGCGACAGUUACUUGAAAAAGUGAAGAGUGGAGUGUUUCACAUGCCACAUUUCAUUCCUCCAGACUGUCAAGCACUACUGAGGGGCAUGAUUGAAGUAAACCCCGAAAAAAGACUGACUCUAGAAGAAAUACAGAAGCAUUCUUGGUACUUAGGGGGGAGAAAUGAGCCAACUCCAGAACAGCCUCCACCACGCCGAGUCACUGUACGUAGGAUCUUGUCACUAACCGAGCUGGAUCCUGAUGUACUUGACAGCAUGCAUUCAUUAGGCUGCUUCCGGGAUCGUACUAAAUUGACCAGAGAUCUGCAAUGUGAAGAAGAUAACCAAGAGAAAAUGAUCUACUACCUUCUUCUGGACCGCAAGGAACGAUAUCCAAGUUGUGAGGAUGAAGACUUGCCUCCAAGAAAUGAUGCAGAUCCUCCAAGAAAAAGGGUGGACUCCCCAAUGCUUUCCCGUCAUGGUCGUUGUCGCCCAGAGAGGAAAUCCAUGGAGGUCUUAAGUGUAACAGAAGUGGGAUCCCCAACUCCUCCUCGACGGGCUCUUGAUACAGCUCAGCAUAGUCAAAGGUCCCGGUCUGUGAGUGGUGCCUCAACUGGACUUUCUUCUAGCCCCCUCAGCAGCCCAAGGAGCCCUGUUUUCACAUUCAGCCCAUCUGAUGUGGCCACUCAAUCGAAGGAUUCCAGGCCGCCGACAUCCACUGCACAUCGAGGCGCCAGGGGAGCAGCGGCCCAGAGAGCACCUGAUCCCAAAACUCAAACCCUACCAGCCAAAAGCAGCCUCGCAGAGAAACCUAGCCUUCACCCCAUCAAAUCCCUUCCUCUCCACGAUUCACCCUCACCUACUUCCCCUUCUCCAGCCUCUACUGCCUCAUCUGCCUCCCCUUCCCCUUUUCCCCCAGCCUCCAAUCCUACCACCCGCUUUUUCUUCUUUUUCCCAUCCUCCUCCACCUCUAAACCUGCCUCCAAAAGUGUGCCCCCUCCUCUUCCGCAGGUCACCCCUCAGCCCUCACCCCGUGGCAGUCCCUUGCCCACUCCCCUGGGCACACCAGUACAUGGUCCCCCCUCUCGAGGGGAGGGGAGCAGCGGAAGUGGCAGCAGCUGCAGUGCAGGGUCUGUUACACCCCCUUCCAGCCCUGGCAUGGCAGGCAGUGGAUCAGCACACUGGCGAAGUAGACUCAACUCCUUCAAGAAUAAUCUGCUGGGAUCACCACGGUUCCAUCGUCGGAAGUUACAAGUUCCAACAUCUGAAGAUAUGUCUAGCUUGACACCAGAAUCCUCUCCAGAUUUUUGUCCCGAUAGGUUGGCAAAGCGGUCAUGGUUUGGAAAUUUUAUCAAUUUGGAGAAGGAAGAACAAAUUUUUGUUGUGAUCCGAGACAAGCCUCUCAGUUCAAUAAAAGCAGAUAUUGUUCAUGCCUUUCUCUCGAUUCCUAGUUUGAGCCACAGUGUCAUCUCUCAGACCAGUUUUCGAGCUGAAUACAAAUCAUCAGGUGGGCCCUCUGUAUUCCAGAAACCUGUCAAAUUCCAAGUUGAUAUCACAUACUCUGAGGGAGCAGUAGAGGGCCGCAAAGACAAUGGCAUUUACUCUGUUACAUUCACUCUUAUAUCAGGUCCCAGUCGUCGAUUUAGAAGAGUAGUAGAAACUAUCCAGGCACAGCUGCUAAGCUCCCAUGACCAGCCAUCUGUCCAGGCACUUGCAGGUAUACAAGUAUUAGACGAAAAGAAUGGACAGCUCUCCAGAGUACCUGGGACUCCCACUCGUCAGAAUUCAAGGCGUUCUGAAGGAGAUGGAGCAGAGCUUCACCGUAGAGGAUCAGGCAAGGACAAGACCCGUCUUCUCCCAUCCAAUGGGACACAAGCUCAGCCAUAAGUAUGGCAAAAAGAACAAUCAGCAUGUGUCAAGGCCACCGAGAGUCUGUCGCCAUCAUCAGCCUCUGGGACAGUCAGUUGGCCCAAAUACAGGUUUUGGAACUCUGACAAUUAGGAAUUUCCAGAGAAAACCAUUGCAACUUGCAGGUGGGAAACAUAACCCUAUUAUGGAUGUAACUGGGUACAUUCUGAUCCAAACACUAUCAGCAACAAUGGACAAUGCCUUGAUGUCAAAAGGGCAGACAGAAAGAUGAACACUGUAACUGAGAUAAUGAUUUCAUGUCAGACAAGAUGACUGAUAAAUGAACAUGACAAUUUAAGCAAACGGAAGUCUUGGUGUAAGACAAGUAACACAGUGUGACAGAAGGACAGCUAUCAUUACAGCUGUGCCAGAAAAAUUUCUGGAUCCUGAUGUAAAAUGAAAUCAUAAUCUAGUAUCAAUUAAGAAAAAAAAAAAAAGACUUGCCCAAAGAUGAAAUUGGAUCAUUAUGCAAGAAGCCAGGUAAAGCCAGCAGACAUAUAAACAUAGGAAACACUGAGAGGCCAUGUCUUUGCAUUCUACUUAGCCAACCGUAUACCAGGACAAACUGAAAAAGUGAUGCGCUGGAUUGCAAGCACAGAGUCGCAGGCGUGCGACUACAGACCCAUUCCCCUUUUUUCCAGCACAGCCAAUAAUAAAGUUCUUAGAUCCCACCUCAGUUUCAGGGCUUGCAUAGUUUUAUACAUGGGUGGGCAUUUUUUUUCUAAAACUCAAUAUUGAGGGUCUAAAAACAAAAUAACCUGGCCAGUGACACAUCAAAUUGUGCACCUACUAGCUGCAGUAAAACACUUUGCCUAAAGACACUUGGACAUUAAUUUUAACUCGUGACAUCAACCAACAGACUUUUUAUGUCUGUAUUAAAUAUGGACAAGAUUGUGUUUUGCUUUUUCUUUCUUUAUUUAUUUAUUUAUUUAUUAGUUCAAAACUCAUGUCUAUUUAUUUAUGAAUUAUUUAUUUAUGAAGUGAAUCUGUUCUUUUAAAUCAUGAUUUUUCAUUUGUCCAAAAACAGAAGUUCCUUACUUGACCACACAUGUUCACAGAUGUAUGGUUAUUUUUGGUUGAUUUACGUUUAGGGUUCAGUCUCCUUAUGUGACACCAAUAGCAGAAUGUACUACUGAGAUGCUAGAAUGCUUUUCUUUUCCCCAGGUAAUAACAGAAAUGAAAAAUCCAAAUGUGAAAAAAUAAAACCUUACAAUAAUGCUUAGAAUAUCCAUAAUACUCCCUUUAUGGUUCAAUUAGUGUGGACAGUGUUACCAAGUGAAAAUGUGCAUCUGUGUAUCAGCUAGUAGACAGCAAAGAACUGAUCUUCAUCAUACAUUUGGAAAUUAAUUUUAGAAAAAAAUAUCUUACACUUACACACUCCCGCAAAAGGUGGAACCCACAGUGAAAUAAUAACCAGAUUUACUUUAUUCUCUUUCUCACACCACUCUGAAGGCUUAAAGGCAAUCGUUGCCUCAUUCAGCACUCACGGAAAUAUUGAUAAGAAGCAGUGACCUGUUCAUUUCCUAGUAACCCCUCUGAUCUGUUGUACUCUGAAGCACAUCAAGGAAAUUGCAACUUGCAUUGCAGUGCUGGAUUGGACUAGGAAAAUUCAGGUGCAGAUACCAGUGUUAUACCCCUGUCAGAUAACCUCAGGACUGUUUGUGAGUAAGUCCAACUCCUGUUCCCUUUUUGGGCAAUGCAGUAUUUCCAUGGCAUUAACUGUCAUUGUGCCUGUUGCAUUCUCUGGUGUACAAGAUGGGGUGGCUAUGUAGAAACAGUAUGUAAAGAGUCUAUGUAAAAGAGUGUGUUAUUUGAAACUGGGAGUACUGGUUCAAUUUUUUUUCUGUCCUGGAUUUUUUUUCAGAUGUUGAUUUUAUUUAUAAUAAUUUUCUAAUCUUUGUACAUUUUCUGGAAUGUUUGUACUUGCUUGCACAUGGCAUUUUUGGUCUUUAGAAAUAAGGUAAAAAGAUAAAUCACUACCUCACUACCUAUGCAGAUCUGUUCCAUUUCAUAUUAUGUGAAUAUAACAGCAUAAAACAGAGCCAGAAAGGCUUAACCUUUUAACCAGUAUUUAAUGUUUGUCAUGCCUCCACUUAGACUAAAGUAAAUGGAUAGAUAAAUAGGAUUCUUAUUUAUAUCUUCCAGGCUAUAGCCUGUAAUCCAUGUCAAAUGAUUUUGUGAGCUGCAUUAAAGGCAAAGGCAAAAAAACGCUUACUGUGUAUAACAGAUAGGUACAUGCAUGAGAUUUCUUGGUGCAUAAUCUUUUCGGAAAAGUAUUCCUGCAGAGUCAAUGCCAUUUUUAAAUAUGUAUUGAUUCAAUAAUUGAGUAAAUUGCUUUCCUAGAUGACCACUAUAGAAGUCUUUUACUGUUUCCACAGUUUCUGCAGUGCAGUUUCUUUAUUUGCAGCAAUUUAGCACUUGAUAAAAUUACAUUGAAGAACAUCAGAUGCGGUAAAUUUAAUUUGUAAUAAAUGAUGAUUAACUUCUAAGUCCUUUCUACAUUUUAUUUUUAAAGAACAUAAAUUAUGUUUUAUUUUACUCGGGUUGGAUAACUGCUGGAAUAAGGGAAAGAUCGGGUGUAUCAUUAGCCCAAGAAAGGUACUGACAUACAUUUGAAGAAUAUUCAAUUUCCAAAUUGUCCAAAUUAUCAACAUUUCUGUAGUGCAACUUUUGUAUAUUGUGAAACUUAUAAGAAAAUCUUGAGGUAAAAAUGCCAUUUGCAAGUGUCUGUGCUCUUUUUUGUUGAUAUGCCUGUUUUACCAUUGUUAGCUAUGUGUAUAUUUUUCCCCACUUUUUUCCUUAAAAUUUUAUAUCCUAGUCCCAAUCAGUUUACAGCACCAAAUGAAAAAAUGUGUUUUCACCUAAGACAGAGAGGAGUCAGAUUUUCCUGCUUGUUGAAUUCUUUAAUUCCUUUUCUUCACUGUCAUUUCCAAAACUACAUGUUCUCACAUCUAGUAAUAAUUGAUACUCAGCUGCUUUGAGGAGUUUUACUCAAAGACAAUUCCCGAAUGUUUAUUAAAUAUACUAGUACUUAUCACCAUAAUACUCUGCUAAGCCACAUGCAUCAGUGUUUGGCGUCUACAAAGGAGACUUUAUAAAUCUGAAAAAAUGCUGUGGUCUAGUUGGCUAGCAGCAUUAUAUGAUGUGGGACAGUUAAGCUACUUUGUCAGUAAACCACAAUUCUCUAAACACAUUGAGAAAAAUGUUAUAAACCAAUCAAUGUAAAAAAAUUGGAAUGUGUCUAUAGAAUGGUCAAAUAUUUAUCAAACUGUCACAAAAAUGGAAGCAUUUAAUUCACUGAUUUUUGCCACCUGCACUUAUGCUGAUAUUCAUUUGUGCAUGCAUUUUGUUUAUCUGCAGCCUUCGUUAAUACCAUAAUCACGUUGUUACCUAAAAUAUAAUAUUGCCACUUUUUCUGAUAUAGUAAUAAGAAUGCCUGCUUGAUUCUGUACUACUCAAGUGUUUGUCUGCUUUAAUAUUUACAAGGUGGAGGAAUGAAUGUAGGGAAGAACAAAAUGUGAAAAUGCUGCAUAAAGUAAUAAAUAAGGUAAACCUUUUACCAAUAAAUCUUUGUUUACACUGUUUUUCCAGUGUGCCCUCACAAAUAGGAAUGUAAUGCACUUCAGGUAAUCUUCUCUCUGCAAGCAGUUAAACUCACGUGGAAAUAUACAAAUAAGCCCUGUGUAGACCUCUCGGUGGCUCCUAGUAUACUCUACUUGUGUUGAAGUCCGCCCUCACUGUUUUUCAGGUCCAACCAAAUUAGCCACCCACCCACAUUUUAGAACAAUAGCAGGCCAAUAACUUUUAUCAUCUGGUGCGCCAGUGAAUGUUUAUUUCAGUUGACAUUAGAUUGACAUCUUAUCCAAGCAGUUGUUUGCAGAUAUUCUUAAUAUUCUGUUUUCAUAGUCAUUUUAUUUUUAUUACUGUUGGAAUAUGUCUUUUAUCUUCAUACUGAUUUUUGUCAGUGGCAUUCAUGAUACAUUACAUCAACAGUGUUGUGCCCCAGUUUUGCCCACCAUGCUUUAGUAUACAGUAGUAGGUUUAUUGGGCUCCAUAUUGUCUUGUCUACAGAGUACAAUGAAAUUUUUACUUGUAUGUGGUAAUCAACAUGCAAGAUACACACCACUUCCAGUUUCUUCUAGUAUUCAUCUUUUGCAACAAUAUUUUUUUAUUCAGGUGAUUUACAUUGUACUUGCUUUGAUAUUUUUUGGUUGUAAAGAGUCCUAAUCUAUGUCAUAUCUUUUAGUGCUGCAGUGGAGGUGUAAGUGCCAGUAGCUGAACAAAUGAGUUGAUAAGACUUAGUAGGUUGGGAGCAUGUGCUGAUUAAUGGUCUUUUAAAAUUAGGAGUGGCUUAAUAUAAUUUUAAUUUGCAAAAAUAACAAACAUUAUAGCUUUACGGAAUAGAUCUGUGGUUAAUUUACUAAUUGCUGAAACACAAGAUUCCAGAAUAUAAAUUAGUAAACAGCAUAUCAUUCAUUGCAGUUUCCUGAUUUUGACCCUAAUAUAAAUCUCAUUUUAAACGGUUCUUGUCAAAAUGAGUAUCUAACAGUUGUUCACAUUAAUAUCUUUUCUAAACAAUAACAAUUUUUCAGUGUGCUCUAAAAAUGCCUUUCAUUAAAAUGUGAUGAAUGGAAGCCUGGCUCUUAUUAACAGGCCAGUACUAAAUUGCUGUGUUAUCAGCUGC